Messenger RNA from Lolium rigidum, 548 nucleotides. RefSeq lists its product as uncharacterized. Lineage: Eukaryota; Viridiplantae; Streptophyta; Magnoliopsida; Poales; Poaceae. The coding region runs from base 99 to 401 and encodes 100 amino acids. The record is from RefSeq and is a predicted model, not a curated record. The transcript has 3 exons. Gene Ontology annotation, molecular function: nucleic acid binding.
UUCAAGAUAUAAAGGGAGUAUACGAGUGUCAGCCAACCUCCCGUUUGGUGACAUUGUUUGAUAACUUGAGCUUCAGAGAGAGGCAUGAUAAUCCAAUCAUGCAGCAGCUAUCUGAUGUUCCACGUGAUGAGAGAACUUUGUUUGUAACAUUUUCCAAUGGCUACCCACUGACCAAAGAUGAACUGCACGAUUUUUUCAUGAGGCACUAUGGAGAUGUUGAAGAGAUAACUGUAGAAGAGCCAAUUGGAAACAAACAACCCUUAUACGCACACGUUAUAUUUUACUCACAGGUGACGCUCUUCCGUGUCCUUGAUGGGAACUUGAGAGUCAAGUUCAUGACGAGGGGAAAACAUCUGUGGGCUCGUCAGUAUGUGCCUAAGAAAAAGAAUACUAAAUCAUGAUGAGCUAAAUCCGAAUCGUUAGUAUUGAUAUCCUAUCCCAAGCAUCUCUGAAGCAUUGGAAAAAAAAUCUACUUCUAUAAUUACUCUUGUGCAGUCUGCACCUUACUACUCUUUUGUAAUCUAGAUUUAUGGCCAUUGUUCUGAACU